Messenger RNA from Aspergillus japonicus CBS 114.51, 830 nucleotides. RefSeq names its product mitochondrial 54S ribosomal mL53 protein. The record is from RefSeq and is a predicted model, not a curated record. NCBI's taxonomy places the organism in Eukaryota, Fungi, Ascomycota, Eurotiomycetes, Eurotiales, Aspergillaceae. The coding region runs from base 211 to 531 and encodes 106 amino acids. The transcript is spliced from 2 exons.
GGUGUUUUGUAGAUACAGCAAAAAAAAUAAAAAACGGUUGAACUUGAGUGGUUUGAUUUUCUUCAUUCGAUAGCUGCUGUGCGCGCAAUUCUUCCUUCGCUUCCUUCUUCCCUCCUCAGAUCAUAAUCUCCGUCAUCAGUCGCAAUCGCACCGAGGAAAAAAAAAGUCACCCCCCAUCUCACCUUUUCUAAUACAACGAACAAAUCCAAAAUGUCCAUCCCAAUCGCCACCAUCUCCACCUUCCGCACAACCUUCAACCCCUGGGCCCGCAGCGCCCGCCCCUGCCGCCUGCUGCUCUCGCUGCUCCGCAACCCCUCGACCGUCCCGGCCUCGAGCGGCACGCACAUCGACAUCAAGGUGACGCAGCUGCCGCGGCACUCGACCAAGCCGGCCGAGCUGGUGGUCGGCUUCAAGAACGGGAAGGAGGUGAGCAUCCCCGUCGGGGAGCGGGAAAUGCGGAUCGGGGAUGUCAUCGAGGAGAUUGCCCGCGUAGGACGCGUGAUUGAGCGCGAGGAGACGUUGAAGGGUUGAUUGGUAUUCUGGCGGUCUGUUUCUGCUCUGGAUCAAAGGUUGCCUUGGUUGGGGAUUGGAGUGAAAGAUGAAUGAAGAAGCAAGCAGGGGACAAUGGAGGAAGGGUGUGUAUCAGAACUAUUGCGCCGGAUAUCUUACGGCCCUGGAGGAUGUCGGGCUCAAUCUUGGUGCUUCUGUCCUUGAAUAUUUGGACACGCGCAAUGCUAUCGCGGCAUACGGGAAAGUCAUCAGGACUUUGUUUCGCGACCUGUAUCAUCUAUCAUGUUGUUCAAGUACAUGUGUAUAUACCAGCUACUGAU